Penicillium arizonense is the source of this 1866-nucleotide messenger RNA. Its product is annotated as glycoside hydrolase family 32 protein. Gene Ontology annotation, molecular function: sucrose alpha-glucosidase activity. NCBI's taxonomy places the organism in Eukaryota, Fungi, Ascomycota, Eurotiomycetes, Eurotiales, Aspergillaceae. Gene Ontology annotation, biological process: sucrose catabolic process. The transcript has 2 exons. Bases 1 to 1866 code for a protein of 621 amino acids. The record is from RefSeq and is a predicted model, not a curated record.
AUGUCUGGCACGGAAACUCCAGAUAUGGAUGCGCCUAUCCAGAAAUCCCGACAAAAGCCUACAAGAUCUGAAAGCCAUGACGUGAUUGGCAUUUCAUAUCACAAGAACGCACCUCGAAUCCCUACACAAUGGCGACCAUCAUUUCAUUUCCUCGCCCCGGCCGGAUGGAUGAACGAUCCAUGUGGCCUUGGCUAUGAUCCAGCAACAGACCUAUACCAUCUAUCAUUCCAAUGGAACCCACACGGCAAUGACUGGGGCAAUAUGUCCUGGGGCCACGCCACAUCUCCAGACCUGGUAUCAUGGACGACAUACAAAGACCCAAUUCUAACACCGACGGCUGAUUAUGAUUGUCGUGGCGUCUUCACGGGAUGUCUGCGAUCAACCGACAUUUCCGGCAAUGCAGGGUCUCUCACUGCCAUAUACACCUCUGUGAGCAAUCUCCCGCUCCAUUACACGCUACCAUAUGUCACUGGGAGCGAGUCGCUCAGUAUAGCUAUCUCUGAAGAUGGCGGUAUGACCUGGGAACGCCAGGAUUGUAACCCAAUUCUCACUGGUCCCCCUGGGCAAUUCAACGUGACGGGCUGGAGAGAUCCCUGUAUUACGACUUGGGCUGAGGGGCCUCUUUCCAAGGGUUCACCAUUAACUCUGUACGGAUUCAUAUCCGGAGGUGUUGUCGGCCAGACACCAACUGCUUUUGUGUAUACUGUGGACCCCAAUGACCUGCGCAAAUGGGAGUUCCUUGGUCCAUUAGUCGACGUCGGUCUCAACCUGCGACCUUCCCGCUGGUCCGGCGAUUUUGGAGCAAAUUGGGAAGUUGCCAAUAUGAUGACUCUAUCCGAUGGCAAUGUUUAUCGGGAUUUCAUCAUUCUGGGAGCAGAGGGAUGUCUGCCUUCAGAGGACGCAAUCAAAAACGGUGUACGGGAAGCUGGUAGCAAACGAGAACCCCGAGGCCAGCUUUGGAUGUCCGUCAAAGCAUCUGAAAAACAAAACUCCAAUUCUACAGAUGAAGCCCUGGCUUCAUAUGCAUUCUCUGGGUUCUUCGAUCACGGCUGUUACUACGCAGCGAACUCAUUUUGGGAUGUCCAAGCUUCUCAGCAAAUCGUGUUUGGAUGGAUUACGGAAGAGGAUCUUUCUGAUUCUCUGCGCCAUCGGCAAGGAUUCAGUGGCUUGACUUCUCUACCUCGUGUCGUGGAAUUGAUGACAUUGAACAAUGUGAAAAAGGCUCGCAACUCGUCAUUGAGUUCAAUUACCUCAAUUGAAGUUAUCCCUGAUGCACAUGGCACAGGCAAUUUCACUGUUCAUACAAUGAAAAUCAGCCCCGAUAGCCGGCUUUCACGUCUUCGAGAAGGUGCUCAGAAGAGUCAACUUGUCGACAUACCUUUAUCUACCACAGCAAAGGUCAUGACGGCGUUACAAUCAACUAAAUGGGAGAUUAAGGCCGAAUUCUCUGUCGGUCAAUCUUGUACACGUGUGGGCAUCAAAAUCCCACAUACUUCCGACUCACAAGACCAAAAGUGCACAACGCUCUCCUGGACCCCAGACAGUGAAACAUUCACCAUCGACCGACCGCACCUUGACAACACAGAAGUAAACCAAGGCUUCGAAACCGCGCCGCAUACACUAUUCACUUUCUUGGACGAGCAGGGUCAAGAAAUCGAGGAGACUCUCCGAGUACGCGCUUUCUUUGAUGCUAGUGUAUUGGAGGUGUUCGUUAAUGACAGGACGGUCAUUUCCACACGCAUCUAUUACCCCGAAGACCAUUGUUUUGGACCUAUAUUCUUUGCGGAAGCUGAUACCGCCGAGAAGGGUGCGCAGCCAGCGGCUGUUCUCAUGAAGGCUGAUGUUUGGGAUGGGAUUGGAGUGUGA